Messenger RNA from Rotaria socialis, 420 nucleotides. NCBI's taxonomy places the organism in Eukaryota, Metazoa, Rotifera, Eurotatoria, Philodinida, Philodinidae. The record is from the annotation of a GenBank genome assembly.
AUGGCGGAUCUACUCGAGCAAUUAAAUAAAAAUAUAAACAAAAUGAACUUAACUAGAUGGAACAGUGAAUAUUUGUUAAUAAAAUCCAUCGAUUCUAUCGACAAAAAUGAACUUGAAUUAAUUACAUCGAUAAUGGACAAUCCGAUUAAAUUUUCUAAUAAUGAUUUUAUUAUUUUAGAAGAAAUAAUUAGUAUUCUCGAACUAUUUUAUGAAAUCUCAAUCAGAUGUCAAGCAGAAACGGCUGUUACAGUUAGUUUAGUUGUUCCAUCAAUUGUACAUUUAACUAGUCAUAUUCGGGACAUUAAAGACGACAUUUCAUUUUAUUCAAAACUAAUUGAGCAACUUCAAGAAUUAAUUAAGACACGAUUUUCUGGUAUUACCUGCCAAUCGAUUAAAUUUAGUCGAAGUAGUCAAAAGUGA